Molecule: messenger RNA, 733 nt
Organism: Colletotrichum phormii
Lineage: Eukaryota; Fungi; Ascomycota; Sordariomycetes; Glomerellales; Glomerellaceae
Exons: 1
Coding region: 94-564 (156 amino acids)
Source: RefSeq, a predicted model, not a curated record
AGACGCCCAUCGCUCGCCCCCCUUCUCCUGACUCACACUUGAUCCAGUCGCAAGUUCAAGAUCCCAGCCACCAUUCGCUCACUUGGCCAUAUUAUGCUACAAAGUCAGACACAGCAGCACGAGAAUCGUGAGAGGAUGUCUGCAUCACUUAGGCCCGUCUCCCUUGAGAUGCGGCCGCUAAGGCCUGACGGCAGACACAUCUCCCCGUUCCAUACCCCUCUCACCCGCCACCCAGCAGGAACUGUGCCGUUUGCUUGCAGUAUCGAUCACGGUACAAUGGCCGUGUACAAAAGAUCCUUCGAUCGUCUUGGUGCGUAUCUGGACCAACGAAAAGAUGGCAAUCUCAGUCCUUCCGCCGCCCAGCAUUGUGGGAAGCCUUUAUUAGUGGCCAGUAUCCGUAACCAACGAACAGGCGGCUCGACAACAUCGACUGCAGCUCCGGAACUCAAUGGUAUGGCCAUGGCGUUGAACGGUUUCCGAAUCUGUCAGAACUCACAUUUGUUUGCUAUUUCCGUGCCAGCCAGCCGCGAACUCCUACUCUGCACUUCAUGCGCAUCAGAGUAAGGCCCUUAUAGCAGAUGAAUCUGCAGCUUACUUUUGGGGUCGAAAUUCCACCGGACUUGUUGCCUCCACCAUCAAUGCCACAAGCUACGACAGAGGUGCCUCGCUCAUGGCAGCCUUGCAUCCAAGAUCUUCUCGACUGGUUCGCUCGCUCCAAAGGCCCUCAGUCAUU